Benincasa hispida (wax gourd) is the source of this 1619-nucleotide messenger RNA. The record is from RefSeq and is a predicted model, not a curated record. Lineage: Eukaryota; Viridiplantae; Streptophyta; Magnoliopsida; Cucurbitales; Cucurbitaceae.
ACAUUUUGUAAUCUAAUGAUAAAAUCGAAAUUAAGCCCAAAAUUUGGGGGCAAAAAUGUCUUUCUAUCCGGUCAAUUUUCACUACUCAAGAACUUCUCGGUCAAAAAUCGGAAUUUCCAUAGAUCAGCGUUGAAGGGGAUUGCAGACUCUGAUGAGAAAGGACGAAAGCUCCCUCGCAGUGCACGCAAAUCGGUGGAAGACAGCGAAAUCUUUGUCCGUGUCAUGGCGGAGAUCGUCGAGGAGUCCAAUUUCAAUCGGAAUAUCGGCGGAGGAGCCAAUUCGAGCAUCGGUAAUGGCAAUUCUCCACAAGACACGGUCGAGAUCAUUGUUCGAACUAUCGGCCCAGCGCGUCCCUCUCGCCUUCUCGCCCCUUCGCCGAUUAAGGUGCGCGACUUGCGGAAGCUGAUUGCGGAGAGUAGUCGAUUGCCGAUUGGGAAUUUGAAGCUUAUUUUACGAGGAAAAAUUUUGGAUGACUGUAAGAAUGAAGAUGAUGUUUAUGUGCGGCUCAAUCAUGGCGAUUCAUUGACUGUUGCUGUGAAACCAAAGGCCCCAGCAGAACAUCUUCGUGAUGAAUUUGAUGAAGAUGAGGAUGACCUGAAGUUUCGGCUUCCAGAAUCUUCAAAUUGGUUGAAGAAGAAAGUCUACACUUUUCUGCGUGAGAAGUUGAAGUUUCCUGAUAUCCUUUUGAUGGUGAUUUUCUCUCUCAGUCUGAAGGCUUGGGCUGCAAUACUCAUCUGGUUUAUCAUGGCACCUGUUGCCCAUAGCUGGGACCUUGGACCUAUAUAUAUACUUGGAACUGGUUUUUGCAUCAUUCUACUGAAUCUUGGACAUCGACAAUCUGGGGAAAUGAGGGUUGACCAAUCACACUCCACGAUACAAUGAUGUUAUGACAAUGAUGACUACGCUGCGUCUACCCCAAAUUGCACCUUUAUAGGCUAAAUUUCAAUAGCAGCUUGUGAGUCUUAGAGGUUGGCUUUCCAACUUUGACUUUUUCGAGUUUUUGUGUUGCUCUAAGAAUUGUUAGAUUCUAACUUAUUUCAGUUACAGUAAGCUAUUGACCAGAGUCACCUGAUUGUACGCUCUCAAGGGUGCGUAACAUUUGUGAUGGGCAAGACCACCUAAUUACUGAUUCAGUGGAAGGGAUGUGAGCUGAUGAUGUCACAUGGGAUCCAGCCAUCUCAUAGUAUCCAGCUAACCUCUCUCUUACCUUGAGGGUAAGGUUGCUUUCUUGAGGCACUGUGGGGUAUUGGUAGGCCCUGAUCCAACCGAUACACAAUUCAAGGCUAGGGAAAUGGAUGGGCUUAAAUGGUGAAAAUGAGAUUGAGCUGUGAUGUAGACUGAUUUGAGACUUGAGUUAGAUUAAAUCUAGAAGGUUGGUUAGGCCAUUAACAUGCAAACACGUAUAGUUAAGUAACUGGAUCGCAGAUUCUAGAAGCGAUUGAGCUCUAUUUAAUUCUCCAUAUCAUCUGGGUAAUUUUCGACUAGUUAUCAUUUACUUUUCCGCUUCGAGUCUAUUAAAAAUGUUGUUGGGAUGUCUCUAUAUGGAUUCAUUAAUCAUUCCCUUUAUGUAAAUUAUAGCUUGUAACAUAUUCUGUCUUAUUGAGUAACUUAUCAUGGUA